Messenger RNA from Erigeron canadensis, 1052 nucleotides. Its product is annotated as EEF1A lysine methyltransferase 4. The transcript is spliced from 7 exons. The record is from RefSeq and is a predicted model, not a curated record. NCBI's taxonomy places the organism in Eukaryota, Viridiplantae, Streptophyta, Magnoliopsida, Asterales, Asteraceae. Bases 34 to 828 code for a protein of 264 amino acids.
UAGAAAGGACCUUUUAGGGUUUUACAAAAAAAAAUGGAUGUAACAGAUAAGGAGGCGUCGGAAAGUGGCAAGAGAACCGCCGUGGGUCCACCGUCCGUCUUAUCAUACCUUGACCCCAACUACUGGAAUGAGAGGUUUAGCAGUGAAGAUCAUUAUGAAUGGCUUAAAGAUUAUUCCCAUUUUCAGCAUCUUAUUCAACAAAAUAUCAAACCAUCUUCUUCUGUAUUGGAGCUGGGGUGUGGAAACUCACAAUUGUGUGACGAGUUAUAUAAAGAUGGAAUUACCGACCUAACCUGCAUUGAUCUAUCUUCAGUUGCAGUUGAGAAGACGCAGAAACGGUUGCUGUUAAAAGGCUACAAAGAUAUCAAAGUGUUGGAAGGUGACAUGCUGAAUCUUUCCUUUGCUGAUGAGUCCUUUGAUGUUGUUAUAGAGAAAGGAACUAUGGAUGUUUUGUUCGUGGACAGUGGUGACCCAUGGAACCCACGGCCCGAGGUUGUUAGCAGAGCAAUGGCAAUGCUUCAAGGUGUUCACAGGGUCUUAAAUCCCCAUGGUAUUUUCAUCUCCAUCGCUUUUGGUCAGCCACACUUCAGGCGUCCACUAUAUAAUGCCCCUGAGUUUACAUGGUCCAUUGAGUAUACUACAUUUGGCGAUGGAUUUCACUAUUUCUUUUAUAUCUUGAGAAAGGGAUGCAGAUCAUUAGCCGCUGAUGCCGAUAUCAACAAGGUUGAGACGCCAUCUAUGUGCCUUUACCAUGACGAGUUAGAGGAUGAAAAUUACUUAUUUCGCACCAACAUUACUGAAACUGAUGAUGAAACAGAUGAUGUAUAGUCAUGUCAGCAAUCGAGGGUCAAAGAGCAAAGAGCUCUUAAUUUGUGUUACUUGAUGUUAGAAAACCAUAUACUUUGUCGAUUCAAUCAUUGUUUCUUCAUUUCUAUGGUAUCGCAAUAGAAAACCAUGUACUUUUUUCUUUUGUUACAACGUGGAUUUAAUAUACCAACAUUUAUUAGUUGUAUUUUAUUUUAGCACAACCAUCGUAUUUUAUCUUGGCACAA